Molecule: messenger RNA, 1036 nt
Organism: Chelmon rostratus (copperband butterflyfish)
Lineage: Eukaryota; Metazoa; Chordata; Actinopteri; Chaetodontiformes; Chaetodontidae
Gene: prxl2b
Product: peroxiredoxin like 2B
Exons: 7
Coding region: 109-711 (200 amino acids)
Source: RefSeq, a predicted model, not a curated record
UUGCAACUGUGUGGGUGUUACUUAAACAGCAUAACUGAAGGGUUAUAUAUUCUCCACAAACUGGACUUCUUUUUCAAGUGUGUUUCCAGUUUGCAGUCCAGGUAGAAAAUGGCAAACGUGGACCUCGCUCAAGUCGGGAAGAACUUGUUGAGGAGCGAAACUGGAGAGAGUGUGGAGCUCCAGUCUCUGUGGCAGGACCAGCCGGCGGUCUUGUUCUUCCUGCGCAGGUUUGGCUGUCAGGUGUGUCGGUGGAUGGCAUCAGAGAUCAGCAAGCUGGAGCCGGACCUGACAGCCAGCGGUGUGGUGCUGGUGGGCAUCGGACCAGAGGAGUUGGGCCUGAAGGAGUUCAAGGAAGGAGGGUUUUUCAAAGGGUCUGUUUACGUUGACGAACAAAAGAAAAGCUACAAGGAUUUGGGCUUCAAAAGGUACACAGCUGUAAGUGUGGUUCCUGCUGCUUUGGGGAAGAAAGUACGAGAUGUUGCUGCAAAGGCCAAAGCUGACGGCAUCCAGGGAAACUUCUCGGGAGAUCUGCUCCAGAGUGGGGGAAUGCUAAUUGUGGCCAAAGGUGGAGAAAAGGUUCUCCUACACUUUAUCCAGGAUUCGCCUGGAGACCACCUUCCUCUUGAGGAUAUUUCCAAGGCUUUGGGUAUCUCAGCCAAAGUGAAAGCUGGACAGAGGCCAGUGUGCAACGAUGAUGUUUGUACACGAUGACGAUGGAAGUUUCCAUCAUACCUGAUCAGUGCCUUCACGAUGGAAGCGGAAAUUAAGAUUUAAGAAGUGGUAAUAUUCCUGUUAUUUCUUUGUGACAGAAUGUCAUUAUUAUUAUUAACUACAGUGAAAGCAACAGUGACAUUCCUUUAUAAUCAUUACCUUUUCAUUUGAUAAAUGUCCUGAAUUUUAAACAUGCCAUGCACUUGUACUGAUCAUGAUUCUUUUUUAAAUGCCUAUUAAUGAAUUUGCAUUUAUUAUACACACACUUCAUAAAAUAAAGUCAUUUUUUUGUAUGUAACUAAUUAUAAUAAAGGUUUAAAAUAGA